AUGUGCUUGAACCCUGUCACCAUCAACACUAAUCCAAGACAAUACAAUUUACAGAUCAAGCAAGGAGCCAGAACUUUCAAGAACGACAUUUUCCAGUCAGCGGCGAAAUAUGGCAAGUCUAACCACCACUUGGAAACAAAAGGUUCCCAAGGCACGCCAACGAUUCCUCGUAUACUUGUGGUGGCCUACUUUCGGUCAGGUUCCACAUUCCUAGGUGACGUGUUGUCCCAAGAUCCGCCAACUUUUUAUCACUACGAACCACUCUCCGUUCUUCAUAACGACCACACCAAACCAGUGCACAUUACUCCUCUUUGCUACAAGACCGUAAAAAACAUUUUCCGCUGCGAUUUUGAACAUGCCCCAGAAUACCUUAAAGAAGCAAAAUCCUUUGUCUUCCCAUUUAAGAGAAACAUGGCAUUGUGGUCCCGUUGCAAAGGUGACAUCGAUGCCUGCUUUAGCCCUGAAUUCAUAGCCUCUAUUUGCAACACGUCUACAAUGCAGGUGAUGAAGGUUACCCGGUUAAGGCUUCGUCAUGUACUACAGUUGAUCAAACACAACGAUGAUCUUUACCGGAGUAUCAAAGUCAUACACCUCGUAAGAGACCCAAGAGGUAUAUGGGCUUCCAGGCUGCGCGAGACAUGGUGUACGUACGAAAUGGGGUGCAAGGACAUUCGGACACUCUGCCAAGAAAUGAGGGACGACAUUAACAUGUUUCUUGAACUUAGGGAGAUUCUUCACGAUCGGCUGAUACGGGUUUACUAUGAGGACAUCGCGCUAAGUCCGGAGGCAGGCAUAAAACACCUUUUAAGUCGUCUCGGGUUAAAUUAUACUUUGCAUGUUUCAAAAUUCCUUAGGACACACACAUUGGCAAGCGAAUCAGAACUGGGUAAUUCAUUUUCAACAAAAAGAAACUCAAGGAAGACUGUUUUCCGUUGGACCUACUGGCUCAGUUAUACUGAGGUUGUCAAGCUUCAGGAGGCUUGUCCUGACGUAUUUGAAAGUCUGGGGUACCCAAUCGCCCUAAGCGAAGCGAGUUUGAGAACACAAGUCGAGAAAAAUUUUAUAAAACGAAGAAAAUACAAUUAUAUAACCUAG
Molecule: messenger RNA, 1095 nt
Organism: Ixodes scapularis (black-legged tick)
Lineage: Eukaryota; Metazoa; Arthropoda; Arachnida; Ixodida; Ixodidae
Product: carbohydrate sulfotransferase 1-like
Exons: 3
Coding region: 1-1095 (364 amino acids)
Biological process (GO): N-acetylglucosamine metabolic process; sulfur compound metabolic process
Molecular function (GO): N-acetylglucosamine 6-O-sulfotransferase activity
Source: RefSeq, a predicted model, not a curated record